GCACAAGUAGACAAAUUAUCGUGUGUGAGAAAAACAACAAAAUUCAUAGAAAUGGCAAACCCAAAGGUUUACUUCGAUAUGACGAUUGGUAGCCAACCGGCCGGUAGGACUGUUAUGGAGCUCUUCGCUGAUGUAGUCCCUAAGACCGUCGAGAAAUUCCGCACACUUUGCACUGGCGAGAAAGGCGUUGGCAAGUCCGUCAAGCCUUUGCACUACAAAGGACCAUCCUUCCACCGUGUGAUCCCUGAUUUCAUGUGCCUGGGUGGAGACUUCACCGCUAAGAACGGUAUAGGCAGAGAAUCGAUCUACGACACUAAAUUCGCUGAUGAGAAUUUCGUGAAGAAUCACACAGGUCCCGGAAUCCUCUCCAUGGCUAAUGCUGGGCCUAGGACCAACGGAUCUCAAUUUCUCAUCUAUACCACCAAGACUCAAUGGCUUGAUGGAAAGCACGUGGUCUUCGGACAGGUGGUUGAGGGAAUGGAUGUUGUGAAGUCCAUCGAGAAGGUUGGAUAUAGUUCUGGAAGGACCUCCAAGCCUGUUGUUGUCGCUGACUGUGAUCAACUCUCUUAGAUCUAUCUAGUGAAGAUCUGUUGUUAUAUCAAAGAUCUGAUGAUGAUUCUUUGUUUUCAUUUUUAUGACUAUUUUAGUUUGCUGUUGGGUUUGUGUUCGGGUUGUGCUACGAGAGACUAGAUUUUAAUCUGAAUUUCCCUCAUAAAUAAGAUUCAUGCAACUUUUUAUGCUUAAUAAACAC
Molecule: messenger RNA, 751 nt
Organism: Olea europaea var. sylvestris
Lineage: Eukaryota; Viridiplantae; Streptophyta; Magnoliopsida; Lamiales; Oleaceae
Product: peptidyl-prolyl cis-trans isomerase-like
Exons: 1
Coding region: 52-570 (172 amino acids)
Biological process (GO): protein peptidyl-prolyl isomerization
Molecular function (GO): peptidyl-prolyl cis-trans isomerase activity
Source: RefSeq, a predicted model, not a curated record